Trichobilharzia szidati is the source of this 1292-nucleotide messenger RNA. The record is from the annotation of a GenBank genome assembly. NCBI's taxonomy places the organism in Eukaryota, Metazoa, Platyhelminthes, Trematoda, Strigeidida, Schistosomatidae.
GUUUCAAACUGUCCAUGAAACAUUUUUCAAAAUAAUGGUUGCUGAACAAAGAAUAUUCUUUCCGACAACUUCAUCAUCUGGCUCUACAGUUAUAAACACAUUAUAGUGAGUGAAUUAGUGUUGUUAACAACAUUAAUGCUUAAUAGCAUCAACAUAACAGUGCGCUGAAUAUCAGGGGAAUUUAGGGAAAUAAUAAUAUACAUUGCAAGAUUAGAUGGGAUACUUAGCGCGAGUUUAGUAAGUGCGCUACUUCUGCAAUGAUGAUUCGCUCUGCCUCAUUCGUUACAAAUAAUCUAUGGAGAGCACACUCAAAACUCAUUACAAGUCUGUACGCGAAACAAUGCGCCAAUCACUCUACUAAUCCAGAAUAUGCAAAUAAAACUGAACCAUAUGAAGUUUUUAAGUCGCGUUUCGUCAACGCAUUCGAUGAUCCGAAGAUUGAUGGUUGGUGGGCUCGAACAUGGAUGCAAAGACUUCACCUUGAAGAUGCUGUGCCACCCCCAGAAGUUGUGAUAAGUGGUCUCAAAGCAUGCAGACGCCUAAAUGACAUCGCACUUGCUAUUAGGUUCAUGGAAGCCGUUAAGUUCAAAUGUCAAGUUUGUAAAGGUGCAUGGGAAUGGCUUCAGAAAGAAGUGGAACCCACCAUGAAGGAACUGGGUCUACCAACUCUUGAGCAACUUGGUUAUGACAAACCCGAAUUGGCAUUACUGGACCAUGAUGAGUAGUAGAAGCACUCUGUAAUUUAGCCAAAUACACAUAGAACUAUUCUGCCCACUAGAUUUCCUGCUUAUUCAUACUAUAGAAAGUUGAUGUGCAGUGCAGCUAAUAAUGGGUCCUCUAAAGUACCUAUUUCUCAGUCCGUCGACUUCAUGAAUGCUACCAGUUAUUCGUAUAGUUAGGAUAGUUGUAAUUGUUCAGUGUCACGACUGACAGUGAGUAAAUAUAUUUGAAAUCGUGGUAUUGUUCUUUCAUCCGACGUUUGUAAUUGUUUUUCGCUACAUCUGUCGAUUAGUUCAAAGACGAUUAUUUAGUGCCGCUUCGUUAUCACGCUUUGAGAGACACAGUCACUUUAGCUGUGGUCGACUUAGCAAUUUGGGUCAGACUUCCGUCUGUAGGGAUGCAAUCUUCGUUCCUUUCAUGCUUAUGACUUCAUUCAUGUACUAUAGAAAACAUUGUGAUCAUAUGUGAGAGUGCUUACUUGUUAUAUGCACGCUCUUUAUCCGUAAAUAGUCGUGAAAACCCUCAUGGAUUAUACCAUGUGUGGAAUUCUAGAUAAUUAGCUUACUGAAGAC